UUAAAGAAAAUGAAAAACAGUCUUCCUGAUAUAUGUAACAACAGAAUCGAUGUUGUGUGGUCUUGGGUGAAUGGAACUGAUUUAAAAUGGAUUCAAAAGUUAAAAGAAUAUGUGAAUGAUGUUGAUCCGAAUCGAUAUAGAAAUACCAAUACUUUAAUAUAUUCAAUGCGGAGUGUAUAUAAGUAUUUGCCGUAUGUCAAAAACUACUUUAUAGUUACUGCAGACCAAGUCCCCAGUUUUUUGGAAACGCCAAUCAACAUGACAAGUUUUAAACUUGAGAGGAAUAACAUCACUUUAGAAAUUGUUCCACACUCACAAAUUUUGGAACAAAAGUACCUUCCUGUAUUUAAUAGUGAAGCCAUAGAAACAAGUCUUCACAAAAUAAAGAAUCUUGGAGAGUGUUUUAUCUAUUUAAAUGAUGACGUCUUCUUUAAUAGACCAACACCUCCAGACUACUUUAUAAAAGAUAAUAAAAUGCAAGUCCAUGUGGAGAGAUCAUCACCAGAAGACGUAUUAGAAGCUACUUCACUUGUACACAGUUGUAUAUCACACUCAAAUAGAAUUGUAAAUAAGUACUUUGGCUUGGAUGUUAAUACAAGACACCAUUUUAUGUCUCACGCUUCUCACUUCUUCAGAAAAAGUGUGUCGUAUGAACUUGAAUACGCGUUUUUGAAUGAAUUUGAGAACACUAGAAGUAAACGUUCAAGAGCUUGGCAGACAACCAAUUGGUCAUAUAUGGCAGGGAUAUUCGCAGUGAUGAAAGGAUAUGGAGAGGAUGUACGAGAACGAAAUAAUGUCAAAUUUUUAAUGUUUGCUGAUGACCAUGAAGAUAACGUCGUUGGAAAGAUACAAACAGAAGAGAUUCGACCGUAUGUAUUUUGUGUGAAUGAUGAUAUGUCUAUGAGUCACUUUGAAAAAGAAAUGAGAUUUGUUCACCGAUGGUUACAAAGUAAGUUACCCGAUAAAACUAUAUUUGAAAAGUAA
Molecule: messenger RNA, 984 nt
Organism: Entamoeba invadens IP1
Lineage: Eukaryota; Evosea; Mastigamoebida; Endamoebidae
Product: capsular polysaccharide phosphotransferase, putative
Exons: 1
Molecular function (GO): transferase activity, transferring phosphorus-containing groups
Source: RefSeq, a predicted model, not a curated record